Molecule: messenger RNA, 959 nt
Organism: Seriola aureovittata
Lineage: Eukaryota; Metazoa; Chordata; Actinopteri; Carangiformes; Carangidae
Product: basic salivary proline-rich protein 1-like
Exons: 3
Source: RefSeq, a predicted model, not a curated record
CUUGUGGGCAUUUUCCUCGUCCUCUCCUCCUCCCGUCAUCCAUCACUCCAUUCUGUCCCAGUCACCUCCUUUCAUCUCCUCACCUCCUCCCCUCUCCUCCCCCUCAUCGUUCAGGAACCAUGGAAACCCUCCUCAUGCAAAGGUAACCUCCCCUCAUCACCUCCCCCAUCCUCAGGUAACCUCCCCUCAUCAUCUCCCCCAUCCUCAGGUAACAUCCCCUCAUCAUCUCCCCCAUCCUCAGGUAACCUCCCCUCAUCAUCUCCCCCAUCCUCAGGUAACCUCCCCUCAUCAUCUCCCCCAUCCUCAGGUAACCUCCCCUCAUCACCUCCCCCAUCCUCAGGUAACCUCCCCUCAUCACCUCCCCCAUCCUCAGGUAACCUCCCCUCAUCACCUCCCCCAUCCUCAGGUAACCUCCCCUCAUCAUCUCCCCCAUCCUCAGGUAACAUCCCCUCAUCAUCUCCCCCAUCCUCAGGUAACCUCCCCUCACCUUGUACCCCAGCAUCAUGUUACCUCCCCUCACCUCAGUUAUCCCCAGAUAACCUCCCCUCACCACCUCCCCCAUUCCCAAGUUACCUCCCCUCACUUCGUACCCCAGUCCCAGGCAACCCCCUCUUACCCCCUUCAUCAGGCCCAUGUAACCACGUCUCACCACGUCCCUUAUUCCCAGGUAACCUCCCCUCACUUUGUAUCCCAGCCCCAGAUAACCUCCCCUCACAUCCACCCCCCACCGCAGCACCACCUCUCCUGCCAAAACCUCGACCCAGGUUUAGAUAAUCCAAACUGGAACAAAUCUGCCUCCGAAGUUCUCAACAGCUUCAGUUACUCCUGCCAGAACCAGGCCACAGCACACCUAGAUCUCCAGAACCAGACCCAGAACCAGAACCAGUUCUGCACUGGUGUGACUCACCACGGGCACGAAUUGGGACACACACACAGACUGCCUUAUAAUACUCACCCAC